AUGCUUCCUGUCUUGGCCCUCCUUCCACUCUUCUGGCGCUCUCCAGUGUUCUCUGCACAUGUUCAAGCCACGUCAACAUUUUGCUGGCGUGUGCCGGGCAUGAGGGUUUUCCUGAUGAACUUGAUGCAUCACCUUGCUUUGCCUGCAUGUAUGCCAGGCAAAAGAAUUUUGGAAUACCAGGCAGAAUCAUGUGAGAUGCUGUACAAAGUGGUAAUCCGAUGGAAUGGUGGGACGGGCAUGGACUACCAAGGCCAAACCUCUAUAGCAGGAGGCUAUCUAUCGAGUCUACAAGUCAAUGCGCCAGGACCUGCGCCAGACUCCCUUACUGCAGUGAAGGUUCCCAAUAAAAACAUGUUUUAUGGUAUAAGGAUCUGGCGCGAGCUCGUAGUGGGGAAAUCAACCAACAUUCAAAAUGAGUCUACAAGGCCGUAUUUUAUCUACAAGAGAGUAAAGGUCCUCGGUUAUUAUGAAAGUGAAGGUUUAGUGAGACGGAGAAUGGUGGCGCUGAGCCUGACAGGGUAG
Molecule: messenger RNA, 522 nt
Organism: Suillus fuscotomentosus
Lineage: Eukaryota; Fungi; Basidiomycota; Agaricomycetes; Boletales; Suillaceae
Exons: 5
Coding region: 1-522 (173 amino acids)
Source: RefSeq, a predicted model, not a curated record